Armigeres subalbatus is the source of this 2047-nucleotide messenger RNA. Its product is annotated as beta-galactosidase-like. Gene Ontology annotation, cellular component: vacuole. Bases 68 to 2011 code for a protein of 647 amino acids. Gene Ontology annotation, biological process: carbohydrate metabolic process. The transcript has 7 exons. Gene Ontology annotation, molecular function: beta-galactosidase activity. The record is from RefSeq and is a predicted model, not a curated record. Lineage: Eukaryota; Metazoa; Arthropoda; Insecta; Diptera; Culicidae.
UACAAUCACUGUUUUCGAGACACUAGAAUAGCUAACAUCGUUCAGCUUCAGCUGAAGCACAAAGAAUAUGAACGAAUUCAAGUUAAAAUCAUGCUUUCCAAUACUGUUAAUUAUUUGUGUAGUUAGUAGUGUAGAAGUUAAACUAAACAAUAAUGAGGGACGUUCUUUCACCAUCGAUUAUGAUCGGGACACCUUCGUGAUGGAUGGCAAAGACUUCCGUUACGUGGCCGGUUCAUUCCACUACUUUAGAGCCCUUCCACAAACGUGGCGAACGAAACUGAAGACGUUGCGCGCGGGUGGACUCAACGCUGUGGACCUGUAUGUGCAAUGGUCACUGCACAAUCCGAAGGAGAACCAAUACGUGUGGGACGGUAUCGCAAACAUCACCGACGUGAUUGAGGCUGCCAUUGAAGCUGACCUGUAUGUCAUCUUGAGACCGGGGCCAUAUAUUUGCGCAGAGAUUGACAACGGCGGAUUGCCAUACUGGCUGUUUACCAAGUAUCCAGGCAUACAGGUUCGUACAAGCGACGCCAACUAUACUAAGGAGGUGGCAGUUUGGUACGAAAAGCUUUUGUCUCAAUUGACCCGAUAUAUGUAUGGGAAUGGAGGUCCCAUCAUCAUGGUACAACUGGAAAACGAAUAUGGCGCUUUUGGUAAAUGUGACAAGCAGUAUCUGAAUUUUUUGAAGGAAGAAACGGAAAAAUAUACCGAAGGAAAAGCAAUAAUGUUCACGGUCGAUAGACCAUAUGGAGAUGAAAUGGAGUGCGGUCAGGUACCUGGAGUAUUUGUUACAACUGACUUUGGUCUGAUGACUGACGAAGAGGUUGAUAUUCACAAAGCCAAACUGCGCUCAGUCCAGCCCAACGGGCCUCUGGUGAACACUGAGUUCUACACGGGAUGGUUGACGCAUUGGCAAGAAAGCAACCAACGCAGACCAGCGGAGCCGCUGGCAAAAACUCUACGCAAAAUGCUUAGUGAUGGUUGGAACGUUGACUUCUAUAUGUACUUCGGGGGAACCAAUUUUGGAUUUUGGGCAGGGGCCAAUGAUUGGGGCCUUGGAAAAUAUAUGGCCGAUAUAACAUCUUACGAUUACGACGCUCCCAUGGACGAGGCUGGCGAUCCUACAAUGAAGUACACAAUCUUUCGUGAUAUUAUUGGAGAGUACAUUGAUCUACCGGCUGUCCGGGUACCGGAUCGAGCACCAAAAAUGACACACGAUCCAAUUUCAAUGGCCAGUGUGGACAGUCUCUUCUCAACGAACUCCAGAAAUAUUUUAGGUUCACCUGAGCGGAAAUCCAACUUCUUAAUGACAUUCGAAGAACUUAAUCAAAACUCCGGUUUUGUGUUGUAUGAAACUACGUUGCCAAAACUCACUCGCGAUCCGAGCCAACUAACUAUUAACGAAUUGAGAGAUAGAGCUCAAAUCUAUGUAGAUGAAUUUUACAUUGGUACACUAUCGAGAGAAAACAAUAUAAAUAACCUUCCAAUUUCCGCUGGAUGGGGAUCAAAGCUCUCAAUUUUCGUAGAAAAUCAAGGUCGAAUAAACUUCGACGUUCUAGAUGAUUACAAGGGCAUACUGGGUAAUGUAACAAUUCAAAUUUACGACGAACCUUACUACAAGGAGUUAACGGACUGGACAAUCACGGGUUAUUCAUUUGAAAAUUUAAAUCAACUCAAACAAAUAACCGAUACCGUGUCAGAUGGACAGGGAGUGAAUGGACGUGGGAUGGCAAUCCAUGGUCCUGUUAUAUUUAAGGGAAAACUCGAUAUUGGCAGCAGCUCUAUCCAAGACACGUACAUCGAUAUGACAGGCUGGGGAAAGGGCUUCAUCGUGGUGAAUGGUUUCAAACUUGGACGCUAUUGGCCGGUAAUUGGACCACAAGUAACCAUGUAUCUUCCGAAGGAACUGCUGAACGAAGGUUCCAAUGAAAUCAUUCUGGUGGAAUUGCAAAGGGCUCCAACUGACAAAUUACUCCAUUUCACCGAUAGUGCUAUUCUCGACGAAGCUUAACAGAUGUAUAAUAAAAUAAUGAUUUUUAAUAUUUCA